AUGUAUUCUUUGGCAGUGUUGGUCAUUUGCGAUAUACGUGGCAAGAUCGUGUAUGUAGGUAAGACAGAGGGAGGCGCCCAGCCUGACGUCUCGCUCUACAAGGAUGCUGCACCUAGACUACAGGCUCUGUUCGAUGAAGAUAUUGUCAUUCUCGGUGACAAAGGAUUCAAAGGAGGUCAGAAGUACUACACCAACACCAUCACCCCCAAGAUCAAGUCGGCUUCAUUGAUCGAUCAUAUGGAGUACACAGACAAGAUGAUCAGAAAACGCACGCUCGAUGAGCAUCGCCUGCGUCAAGGAAAGGAGGCGACCAAGGUAUCUAAGAAGUUGAAGGCAUUGGAAGCCAAGGUCACCAAAGAAGGAUUCGAUGCCGAGCGUAUCCUGAGAGAGAAAGAUGAGAGCAAUCGAAUCAAGAAGGUGAGGAUCAUCAUUGAGAAUGUCUUUGGAGAGAUGAAGAAAUGGAACAUAUUGUCAGACACAAUCAGAUCACUUGGCGACCUUUCUGACAACAUUCAACGACACAACGCACUCUGGACAAUUAUCGCAUAUUUGACCAAUAUGUUCCACUCCUUUGGACGAGACGACGAUUUCUUUAAGGUCUAA
Molecule: messenger RNA, 603 nt
Organism: Acytostelium subglobosum LB1
Lineage: Eukaryota; Evosea; Eumycetozoa; Acytosteliales; Acytosteliaceae
Exons: 1
Coding region: 1-603 (200 amino acids)
Source: RefSeq, a predicted model, not a curated record